AUUACGAUAUUAGGGCUUAUGUAACAUCACUUCACUUACCUGGAUAUUACAACACUAUAGAAAUGUCAUUUACUGAGGAAACAGAACUUCCUACAUUAUUUGAUCAUACUUUGGAAUGUAUUAAAAAGUGCUAUUUAGAUGAAUCAUAUGAAUAUACCUCAUUCAUAAAAAAUACUUCCAUAGAUAGUAAUUUUAUGAAUGAAGUAUCAAAGUGCAAUUUGUGUAAAGGAGCAUUCUUAUAUGUUAAUUUAAAAUUCGAUAAUGUUUCUUCCAUGUUACAAAAGUUUUACAUAUAUGUAACUCAAGGUCUUAAGCUCCAAAAAGUAACAUCAUUAGUUAGAACAUUAGAUAUUUAUCAAGAUUACAGCAAUUUUUUAUCUCAUGAUGUUAAUUGGUAUACAUUCUUAUUCUUAUUUAGAAUUACAAGUUUUCAAGAAAUUGCACAAAAAAAUGUGGCUGAAUCUUUGUAUCUAAAUUUGAAAGACGAAGAUUCAUUUCAUAGAAGUGUUACUACAUGUUAUUGGUUUCCAUCACCCAUAAAGAAAUAUUAUACAUUAUAUGUUAGAAAACAUAUCCCAAAUAAUUUAUUGGAUGAAUUAUUGAAACAAAUGCGAAAAUCUACAAUACAGAAGAUGAAAAAAUCUAUCACGUUUUUAGUACAUGUUAAUUCAUUUUUACAAUUAGAUUUUUUUCAUAACCUUAAUGAAGCACCCUUUGGAUUACCCCGUGCACAUCCUUUAUCAUUAAUUCUUGAACAUAAAUUUAAAGAAUGGAUAGAUGGUUCCCCUGCAGGUUUUUAUUUUUCAAAUUAUCAAAAUCCAUAUAUAAGAAAAGAAUUACAUAAUCGAGUAUUAGAUCUGAAAUUCGAACCACCAAAAAUAAAUGAAUGGAAUAAAGUUUUAAAAAGAAUAAUUGAAUCUGCGUAUGAAAUGUAUUUUGAACAAAGGCAUGUUAAAAGUUUAUUUAAAUAUCAUAAUAUUUAUAAUAUAAAUAAUAAAAUAAUGCUAAUGAGAGAUGCAUAUGAUAUAUUUAGAAAGAAUGUUGACGAUAUUUUAUUUUUUGCUGAUAUAAUUAAUAU
This is a messenger RNA of Plasmodium reichenowi, 1078 nucleotides long. Lineage: Eukaryota; Apicomplexa; Aconoidasida; Haemosporida; Plasmodiidae. The record is from the annotation of a RefSeq genome assembly.